CAAAUGCACUCAAUCAGAGCCCAGACCACCCUGAAAAAAUUCUUGACUGCUCACAAACGGCACAAGGUUAGGCUCGCAUGGGCUCCAUCUCAUAUUCAAAACAAAUGGGAAAUGGACAGUUGGCCCACUCAAUUCAACAACAUGGCUAACAAACUGGCCGGUGACGCAGCGAAAUCAGACAGCGGACAUCCGAAACAGAGAUCUUUGUACGCAGCAGCCUACGCCGACACAAAAGUCAAGGCCCAUAAGGCUUGGCAGGUAAUGAUGAACGGGACUAAAUACCGCAGACGCUCAAAUCUGUUAAAACAGAUGGAGCACAAGCUUAUAAUCUCUAAUAGUAAGCACUACUCCCUCCGCCACUUUGGACAUGACCAUCGUCUGUAUGCAUGCAUGACCCGAUUCAUGACUGGACAUUUCCCACAUGGAGACUUCCACAACAAAAUGAAUCUUGACAGUUCUUGCUUAUGCACAUGUGCAGACAUCCAUGAAUCACAAGACCACAUUCUAUAUGAAUGUCCGUACUGGAUCAGACCACAAGGUAUCAGGCCGCCUAAACGGGUAUCAGACCAGGUGCGCAUAGAGCUCAUAUCUGCGGGGAAACAGCUGGAGCUCCAAAAUAAAGAACAGCAGGUGUCAAUUGAUGACAUUCAAGACUUUCUGUCACUCAACCUGUUAGUAGGCACAUUCAAGUGGCAAGACUUAAUGGAACACUUACGAUCAGAUGUG
Messenger RNA from Phanerochaete carnosa HHB-10118-sp, 726 nucleotides. RefSeq lists its product as uncharacterized. The annotation marks the transcript as partial. Lineage: Eukaryota; Fungi; Basidiomycota; Agaricomycetes; Polyporales; Phanerochaetaceae. The record is from RefSeq and is a predicted model, not a curated record. The transcript has a single exon.